UCACACUGGUGACGACAUUGCUAUUUUUGUUUUGCGUUUCACAAGUUCUGGAAAUAUGUCAGACCUCUCGUACCUGGAGACAAUCUCCAACAAGGAGCUGCUGGCCAAGUGCCUGGAACAUGGCCUGCCCGGCGUCCCGGUGACUGAUACCACACGCGCUGUCAUAAUUCGUCGACUGCGCGCCACCAUUUUAGGCUCGCCUCUGAACAAGCGCAAAACUGUUCAGGGCAAAACUGCUGCCUCGGCAACAAAGCAGCAAGCUACUCCUAGGCGUGAAACCAUACACGGCAGCAAGGUGACGCCCGCAGCGGAGAAUGUGAGACGCACAGCAGGUAAAAGCCCAAGUCGCAUUGCCAGCAGCAGCAUCAGCAACAACAACAACAACAGCAUCAACAAGCAGAAUGAGCGUAGUCGUCGCACGGUUGCCUAUGGCCUGGACAAUACAUCCGACUCGGGACGCUCUGUACAGACCACAACCACCGUCUCGGAUGUGGGCUCCCAGUCGGAGGACGAUGACUAUUAUGUGGUGGAUUCGCCAGUCGCACGGUACUCGAAUCUGCAGCAAACGUCUCCCGAUCGCGAGGAUCCACGCCGGUCUGUGUCGUUGACCAAGUCUGGAGUGCUGACCACAUCCUACACACGUGAGGUGGAGCAGCCGCACUAUGAACGGCACGAGGAGUACAUACCCAAAAGCCACAACUAUGAGCGUUCGCCCCUGAACACGCUGCCCAGCUACGUGCCGCGCAUCGUAACACCCUCUAGACGCCCUAUGAACUUAGAUAUGGCGGCUCUCUCCAGGACGCAGAACGUACAGACGCAGCUGAACUCGACCAGCUAUCAGGAGGAUGCUGGUUACAGCCAGCCGCAGCCUAUUCGUGCCCCACGGAACACAUUCAGCGGCUCUGCCAAGCCUUUUGGCGCAGCGGCGGCUCCAUCUCAGCCGCGCCAGAGUGGACCAACUGGUGGCUUAAGGCAGCCACUCCAACCGAUGAACGCACCCAUGAACACGCUCUAUCCGACACUGAACCAGUUCUACGAUCAACCGGACAACAACGCUCGGCCCAUUGAAACCGACAGCGAAUCGGAGGCAGAAGAGGAGCCACAGCUACGAAGUAGCCACCUAUCGCAGACACGCUCAUCGCCACUGGCACGUCCGCCACUGCCAGCCAGGCAAAGGCAAGGACAAGUGUCGCCGCCCAUGGUACAGUUCCGUGAGCUGUUCCGCUCUCUGGAUCGUCAAUAUCAUCUCAAGUUCUACUUCCUCCUGUGUGUGACUGUGAUGGUGGCCACCAUGUUGUACGUGGCCCUGACUCCCGCUGUUUGACUCCGUAUAUUUUGGACUCCAUUUUGGACUCCGUAUAUUAAUUAAAACAAAAAAGACUUGCAUUAAAAUGUUAAAAAGGGAACAGGCUCCGAUCGGAUGAGGAAUAAAAACUUGUGUGCACUUAAAGAAUUCCCCCAAGUACAGCAGGAUACACAGGAUACGGGCUAGAUAGAGUUCAAUCGCCAAGUCUUUUAUUUCUUGUGUUGCUUAAGAUUUUCACUUUAUACAUAAUUAGAAAAAUGUACUACAUUAUAAUUAUUUGUAUUAAAUAAACUAAUUAAAUGUAA
Molecule: messenger RNA, 1611 nt
Organism: Drosophila obscura
Lineage: Eukaryota; Metazoa; Arthropoda; Insecta; Diptera; Drosophilidae
Product: LEM domain-containing protein Bocksbeutel
Exons: 1
Coding region: 56-1324 (422 amino acids)
Source: RefSeq, a predicted model, not a curated record